AUGAGUAAACCAACCUUCAUCUUGGCGCCGGGCGCGUGGUACCCGCCCACGGCAUUCCACCCCCUCAUUGAGAAACUGGAUGACUACACCUGUCACACAGUCGCAUUCCCAUCCAUUCAGCAAUCAAGCACAGUGCAAGACCUGCAACCCGACAUCGACAGUGUCCGUACACUAGUCGAGUCCGAAGCUGACGCAGGAAACGAUGUAAUCCUCGUUUUGCACAGCUGGGCCGGGUUACCAGUCUGCAGCGCGCUGGACGGACUGAGCAAGACCGAGCGACAAAAAGAAGGCAAAAAAGGCGGUGUCGCCAAGCUUGUUUUCAUCGCGGCGUUCAUUCCCCAGAUCGGGGAGAGUUUGAUCAGUGCGUUCGGUGGAACUCCGCCUCCGUGGUAUAUUCGCGAUAUUGAGAAUGGAACCGUCACAGCCAGUGACCCGUUCUGGCUUUUCUUCCACGAUGUUCCUGAUGGGCAGGAGUGGGCUGCUACGCUGAGACCUCAUGCGUGGGCUACGAAGAAUACGCCUGCGACUAGUGCAGCGUAUUACCAGAUUCCGUCGGCGUAUCUGCUUUGCGAAGAGGAUCGUGCCAUUCCGAUGGCCGUGCAGCAGUUGAUGGUUGACCGGGCUCAGACGAGGGGUGCGACCAUUGAGACGGAGAAGAUCGCUACGUCGCAUACGCCUUGGCUUGUGUACCCGGAGAAAGUGGCGGAGUAUCUGCGGCGACAAGCUGGGGAGUCUGUUUGA
Messenger RNA from Penicillium atrosanguineum, 741 nucleotides. RefSeq names its product alpha/beta hydrolase. NCBI's taxonomy places the organism in Eukaryota, Fungi, Ascomycota, Eurotiomycetes, Eurotiales, Aspergillaceae. Bases 1 to 741 code for a protein of 246 amino acids. The transcript is spliced from 2 exons. The record is from RefSeq and is a predicted model, not a curated record.